Messenger RNA from Portunus trituberculatus (swimming crab), 889 nucleotides. RefSeq names its product ankyrin repeat domain-containing protein 65-like. The coding region runs from base 56 to 874 and encodes 272 amino acids. Lineage: Eukaryota; Metazoa; Arthropoda; Malacostraca; Decapoda; Portunidae. The transcript has 4 exons. The record is from RefSeq and is a predicted model, not a curated record. Gene Ontology annotation, molecular function: protein binding.
AGUAGUGAUCCACUUUGCUUAUGUUACAUCACAGCGCACAUGCACUAAAGGUGCCAUGUCGGAGAAGCAAUACUUGUAUGAAAUAUGGAAGAGACAGCUUCCAUUGCAUAAACGGCAAGAAACACUGGAGCUGGUCACUGCUGUGCAAGAAGGAGAUGAAGAAGGGAUGAGAUCUGCCCUCUUCAGGGGCGCUUACAGUAAAGUUACUGUCCCCACUAGUGGAGUGGGGUCACGGUGUUUAGUUGGUGUGGCUGCCAACAGAGGCCAUAGUCACCUGCUACCUAUCUUAUUACGAGUGGGACUAAACAUCGAAGGUGAAGGCACCAGCGGCAGGUCACCACUAAUGGAAACUGCUUUGAGAGGCCAUACCCAGACAGUUAAGGCACUGCUAACCCUCGGUGCGAACGCUCUGGCAACAGAUACUGAAGGAAUGACCGCCCUCCAUUAUGCUGCACAGGAAGGUCACCAGCAGUGUGUGGCGAUACUUAUAAGGGUCAUCCCUCCAUUCCCGUUGGACAUAAAAAACACCCCUUUGCAUCUUGCUAGUCGUUCUGGCCGGGUGGAGGUAAUGAAGCAGCUGGCGGAUGCUGGUUGGCCUCUCACAGCUGUUAAUAGAGCUGGCGCCACACCUCUACAUUGGGCUGCAAUGGGCGGCAGUGUGGUGGCGGCAGAAUGGCUUGUGCAGCGAUGUGGCAAUCCUCUCGUGAAAGAUAACCUUGGACGCACCCCGCUGGACAUAGCCGUACUCUUUGGUUGUCAUGAGGUGGAAACCUGGCUAACCAAGAACGGUGGCUCGGUAGUGAGGCGGGAGGAUCAAUAUAGGAUGAUGGUGGUAAGGUUGUAUAAUGUUUGCCUGGCUACUCCUGGGAGUUGAGUGAAGAUCUACAUU